This is a messenger RNA of Metschnikowia bicuspidata var. bicuspidata NRRL YB-4993, 1338 nucleotides long. Its product is annotated as RTA1 domain-containing protein. The transcript has a single exon. The coding region runs from base 1 to 1338 and encodes 445 amino acids. Gene Ontology annotation, cellular component: plasma membrane; fungal-type vacuole. The record is from RefSeq and is a predicted model, not a curated record. NCBI's taxonomy places the organism in Eukaryota, Fungi, Ascomycota, Pichiomycetes, Serinales, Metschnikowiaceae.
AUGAGCAUAAUUUCAGACUUGGCCUGGUCGCCAUCCACGGGAUACCCCAGCACACACCCGUCCACUCUCAAAUCCAUCGCCACCACCUGUGCGCCAGCAUUGUCUGCUUCUGUCAGCAAUGCAGUGGCAAGCCUACAGACCGCCACGGGGUAUCUUGACGUGAUUUCGCUCUCGCAGGUGGUGCGUGGUGCCGAGGCGUCUCUUUCCAUCAUCGAUGCCCAGGAAAUCUUGGCCACUGCCACAGACUCGUCCGUGCAGGCCGAGGCCACCGAAGUCAUCUGGGAAUCCAUGUAUAACUUGCAGAGCUUGGCAGACGACGAGAACAUCUACGGCUACUACUUGAACCGGGGUGGCAACAUUUUUUUUUUGGUGCUCUUCGCGUUGAUCUGGCUUUUCCAGCUCGGCAUGUUGGUCAAGUCCCGCUACCACUGGUUCAACAUCACCUUCAUCUGCGGCUACACGCUCGAAUUCUUGGGUUUUUUGGGCCGUGUGUUGGCGUUCAUGGACGACUCAGACAUCAACUAUUUCUUGCUCCAGCUCUUGUCUUUGACCUUUGCGCCGGCGUUCAUCAUGGCCGGCAUCUACUUUUUGUUUGCACAGAACGUGGCCAUCUACGGCCGCCAGUACUCCAUUUUGAGGCCCAUGUGGUACUCGUAUUUUUUCAUUGGGUGCGACGUGGGUUCCUUGGUAAUCCAAGGCAUUGGCGGAGGCAUGGCCUCGGCUGCCAACCGGAGACAGGAAGACCCCUCAAACGGAAUUUGGGUCAUGUUUGGAGGUAUACUCUUCCAGGUCGUGGCCAUGACCAUCUUCAUUGUAUUUUGGCUUGAGUUCAUCUCCAGAAUCUACUUCCACGACCGCAAGUCCGUUGUCUCGGACUCUCCUUUGAAGAGACGGACCCCGGUGUCUUACUUCAAGUUCUUAUUCAACACCUCGUCCGCCAGGGCAUACAGGCAAGAGCAUCUCGAGCCCUUCUACAAUACAAAGUACACGCAUAUCCGGGCACGUCUUUUGGCGCCGUACUUCCCGCUCGCGGUCACCGCCGCGGUGAUUUUCAUCUACAUCCGGUGUGUUUAUAGGGUGGUGGAGUUGGAGGAGGGCUUCUCGGGCUACCUCAUCACGCACGAGGCGUUCUUGAUGGCGCUUGACGCGUCCAUGAUGGCCGUGGCGGGGCUUAUAUUCAUCCCCUUCCAUCCUGUGUUUGUGUUUGGCACAAAGAACAUACUCACGGUCAAGGACGUCAAGAAACGCGUGCCGUCCACCGAGUCCGAGGAAGAGAAGUUCGCUGCAUCGGAGAAUCUCGAGGGGUCCGACGAGUCUCUCACCCAGACCACGGCUUAG